Danio aesculapii is the source of this 4334-nucleotide messenger RNA. RefSeq names its product arginine vasopressin receptor 1Ab (gene avpr1ab). Bases 221 to 1453 code for a protein of 410 amino acids. Gene Ontology annotation, cellular component: membrane. Gene Ontology annotation, molecular function: vasopressin receptor activity; peptide binding. The record is from RefSeq and is a predicted model, not a curated record. The transcript has 2 exons. Gene Ontology annotation, biological process: G protein-coupled receptor signaling pathway; regulation of systemic arterial blood pressure by vasopressin; positive regulation of vasoconstriction. NCBI's taxonomy places the organism in Eukaryota, Metazoa, Chordata, Actinopteri, Cypriniformes, Danionidae.
AUCACCACAACAGAGACACACUUAUGUGGUACAACUCGUGUCUUUGAAACAAUAAUGCAUCAAUCCUGUCUAUUUUAACUGAGGACUCUUCAUCGGCUGUCUUUUACGCACGAGUUUUCCGUGCGCAAUGAAGCACGGCGCAGCGCGCGCAUCUCCGCAUACCUGACCGCGCGCUCGCGUCUUUACGCAUGAGAACCACAGCUCGUUUCCAAACCCAACCAUGGGCAACACGUCGAACCAAAUCACGGCAAACAACAUCACCGACCCGUUCGGGAGGAACGAAGACGUGGCCAAAAUGGAGAUCACGGUCCUGAGCGUCACCUUCCUCGUGGCGGUCGUCGGAAAUCUGUGCGUUUUGCUGGCCAUGCACAACACCAAGAAGAAGAGCUCGCGCAUGCACCUGUUCAUCAAGCACCUGAGCCUCGCGGACCUGGUGGUGGCUUUCUUUCAGGUUCUCCCACAGCUCUGCUGGGAGAUCACCUACAGGUUUUACGGACCUGACUUCCUUUGCCGGAUUGUCAAGCAUCUCCAGGUCUUGGGAAUGUUCGCGUCUACUUACAUGAUGGUGAUGAUGACUUUGGACCGCUACAUCGCUAUAUGCCACCCUCUGAAAACCCUCCAGCAGCCCACGCGGCGCGCGUACAUCAUGAUCUGCUCCACUUGGCUCUGCAGCCUGUUGCUCAGCACUCCUCAGUACUUCAUCUUCUCUCUGAGCGAGAUCCAGAACGGCUCGGAUGUGUAUGACUGCUGGGGACACUUCAUCGAGCCGUGGGGCAUCCGAGCCUACAUCACCUGGAUCACCGUGGGCAUCUUUCUCAUCCCGGUGGUCAUCCUCAUGAUCUGCUACGGGUUCAUCUGCCACAGUAUCUGGAAGAACUUCAAGUGCAAGACGAAGCGAGGCGCCGCGCACAACACCAAGAGCGGGAUGAUCGGAAAGGCGUCCGUCAGCAGCGUCACCAUCAUCUCCAGAGCCAAACUGCGCACGGUCAAGAUGACAUUCGUGAUUGUUUUGGCGUACAUUGUGUGCUGGGCUCCGUUCUUCACCGUGCAAAUGUGGUCAGUCUGGGAUGAAAACUUCUCCUGGGAUGAUUCAGAAAAUGCAGCGGUGACCCUUUCAGCCCUGCUGGCGAGCCUCAACAGCUGCUGCAACCCGUGGAUCUACAUGCUGUUCAGUGGCCACCUUCUCCAUGACUUCUUAGGGUGUUUCCCAUGCUGGAACAAACCCCAAAACACACUGCACAAAGAGGACUCGGACAGCAGCAUCAGGAGGAACACACUCCUGUCCAAGCUGACUGCUGUCCGCGCCAAAGAUGGCUUCGACUCCUGGAAAGACCCGUGCAACUCCCGGAAGUCCAGUCAGUCGAUAGGCCUAGACUAUUCCCGCAAAUCCAGUCAGUGUUUGCAUUUUGACUGUUCGCGCAAAUCAAGUCAGAGCGUGCCUAUGGAGUCCUAGGAGCCAUGUGGGAUGAGUUAUAAAAAAAGACAUUAAAAUAAAUGUACAGAGUUGAAGUCAAAAGUAUUCACCCUCCUGUGAAUUUUUGAAAUCGUUUUUUUAAUAUUUCCCAAAUGCUGUUUAACAGAGCAAGGAAUUUUUUACAGUAUUUCCGAUAAUCUUUUUUCUUCUGGAGAAAGUCUUAUUUGAUUUAUUUCAGCUAGAAUAAAAACAGUUUGAAUUUUUUUAGAACCAUUUUGCGGUCAAUAUUAUUAGCCCCCUUAAGCAAUAUUUAGUUUUUGAUUGCCUACAGAACAAAUCGUCGUUAUGCAAUGACUUGCCUAAUUAACCUAACUUAGUUAAGCCUGUAAAUGCAGGCCUGUAGUCAGACUGGUGAAAGGGGUGGUUCUUUUUUCUCAAAAACUGGACUAGUUUCAGUUAUUUGCCUCAUUUUCUAUUUUAUUUUUAGAUUUAAAUGCAUUUUAGUGACAUUUUAAGCACUAUUUUUAGCUUAAGUGGUUAUCAUAACUACACUUUUUGAUGAGCCAAAAAUAUUUCCAAAAGAUUUAGAUUUAAGAAAUAUGAAAAAAUACUAAUUUUUAAAAUACUAAUUUAUUACAUGAUAAAUCAUUAGGAAAAAAUAGGAAUCUGUUAAAGUUUUAAAUUAAAAACUGCAGUCUAUUGUCAUUUAUUAGGCAAAUAACAAACUGGCCAGCACAUUCAACUAUCCUUAGUCAGAAAUUGGACAUUUGAAUAAUAAAAUUACAACAUAAUAAUGUAGAGCUUCAUGUUUUUUAUAGCCUCUCUUGUAAAAAAAAAGUCAAUUUGAAAAUUCAUGGAUAACAACAAAUGGCAAAAUAGUAUUUGAUUGAAUCUUUAUAUGGGUCAUUAUUUGCUUCAAGAGUAAGGUCCCUGAUUUAUAAUAAAAGUUACAUGUAAAAUGUUUUCUCUAUUUAAAACAAUACAGUAGCGAAGGAAGACUUUACUUACAUCAGAUUGCAUGUUUUCUUGCACAGCUGGAUGUUGGACUAAUGAAAAAUAAUUGUUUGCACUGGAUAAAACUGAUUAGCUCAAGUCACACUGAAGUGACAGCCAACAGAGGAUUCUGCUAGGUCUUAAAGCCUUGGUUGCUUUUUUGAUGGGUUAUUUUCACUAUUCAUGAUGGCAUGGCAGUCAAAAUUGGACAAAUGAGCGCAUGUAUGGGACAAAUUCUGGACCUUUGUCUAUUACGGGUGGGUCUUUGAAACCACCCGAACCCCCUCUGGCUACGGGCCUGAAAUGCACACUUUAAGCAGAAUACUAGUAUCUUGAAAAAUCAUCAUGACAAAGAUAAACGGAAUCAGUUAUUAGAAAUAAGUAAUUAAAACUAUUAUAUUUAGAAAUGUGCUGAAAAAACUUCUUUCCGUUAAGCAGAAAUUGGGAAAAAAAAUAAACAGGAGGGCUAAUAAUUCAGACUUCUACUGUAUAUUGGGGCCUGACUUACUAAACAUGGCAAAUUAAUGCAAGACAGCAGAGGAAAGUGAUUCUACUGCAAAGACAGAUGGAAAAUGGCUUUUUGUUACUGAAAUAAAUGUGUUGAUUCUUUAAUGUUACAGUUUACAUGUUGUGUUGAACCUUCCUUUAUGACUAUAGUCUGUGACUUAUUCGUUUACAACGAUAAUGUGAUGCUCUUGAAACAAAUACUAUAGUAAUUUAUAGUUAUUACUAAAGUGUUUUUGAACCAUACUGUACACUCUCAGAAAUAAAGGUACAGGAGCUGUCACUGAGGCAGUACCUUUUCAAAAGGUACAUAUUGGUACCUGAAGGUACUUUUUAGUUACAUUUGGGUACGAAUAUGCACCUUUUAGGUACCACUGUGGACUAUUUGGGUUCAAAUAUGUUACUUUUUAAAAGGUGCCCCAGUGACAGCUCCUGUAGCUUUAUUUCUGAGAGUGUAGUACAGUGUAGUACACAGUAUUAUACUGGAGCAUUUACCCUUUGUUAUUGAAUGCUAUACUGUAGUGAACUGAUAAUCUGUAAUAAAUACAGUAGUACUUUAGUUUUUAGUACAGUACACUGUACAAAAUGCUGGGUUCUACACAAACUGAUUUGUGUUGCGACAACAUGAAGCAAUUAAGUUGACUUAUUCAUUCAUUCAUUUUUCUUCGGCUUAGUCGCUGAUUUAUCAGAGGUAGAUACAGCGGAAUGAACCGCCAACUAUUCUAGCAUAUGUUUUACACAGCGGAUGCCCUUCAAGCCGCAACCCAGUACUGGGAAACACCUAUACACUUGCCUUCACACACACACACACACACCCACGCACAUACACUACAGCCAAUUCAGUUCAUCCAAUUCACCUAUAGUGCUUGUCUUUGGACUGUGGGGGAAACCAGAGCACCCAAACUCCACACACAAAUGCCAACUGGCCCACUUGGGACUCGAACCAGCGACUUUCUUGCUGCGAGGCAACAGUGCUAACCACUGAGCCACCGUGCUGCCCCAAUUAACUAACAGAAACAGAAUUAAGUUAAUUAUUGAGUAAAUAUAUAGAGUAAUAUAAUAUACUCUAUAUUUGUAGAAAACUAAAGUAUUGGGUCAAUUGUUUAUGUUACUAUAUUUGUUGAGUUACCAUAGCAACUAUAGAAUAACCAAAACAAAUUAAUUCAAUUAUUUACCAUAGUAUGGUUCAAAAACACUGUAGUGUUUACUGUAUAUUAGUAAAGUAUUUAGUCAUGUGUUUUUUUUUAUAUUGUUUGGGAGUAAAAGUGUAACGUGUGUGUGUGUACAUUUCAGUGUUAUAAAGUUGCUCACAACAAACAUAUCAAAAUAUCCAAAUCUGCUUGUCUGGUGUUCGUAAUUUGUAAGAAAAAUUGUAAUGUUUGUUGUGUCAAAGACUUGUACAUACAUACAAAUAUCGCAAAUA